Messenger RNA from Daphnia pulicaria, 2029 nucleotides. RefSeq names its product integral membrane protein DGCR2/IDD-like. The coding region runs from base 320 to 1444 and encodes 374 amino acids. The record is from RefSeq and is a predicted model, not a curated record. Gene Ontology annotation, cellular component: membrane. NCBI's taxonomy places the organism in Eukaryota, Metazoa, Arthropoda, Branchiopoda, Diplostraca, Daphniidae. The transcript has 7 exons.
ACUUCAUUUUUCUGUAAAGAGUGUCAUUUUUUAGCUGAACGCGUACUCGUGUGUUUAUCAGGAAUAUACCUCCAUGAUAAAGUGUUGAUAGCAAAGUGUUAUUUAUCACUGCUUAAAAUAAGUUUUAGUUUUUUCGCGCAGCGUUUUGUAGAACAAGAUAGGGUGGUUUUAUACUCUAUAUGGCUUGUUACUAUCUCUUGUCUUUUCAAAGUCAAGUUCUCGAGGCGACCUGGUAUUUGAAAACCUGGAUAAAUUGACAUAACAGGAACAUUUUUCCGCUCCCAUUCCUUUCGUGACUUGGCGUGACGUGACUGCCAGAAUGCCUGGUGAAAGGUUCCUUGUUGCCACCCCUGAUAGUUCCCAAGAAGAUGAAAUCGGUGUUUUUGGAGAGAGCUGCCAAGAUAUUAAUGGAAGGACCAUCACUGGUGGGAAUCACUAUGUUCCAGGCCCAGAUUCCUGUACAGUCUGUCUUUGUGAUGGAGGAAAGCCAAAAUGGUGCCAAGCGGUCUUGUGUGCUGCUCCCAAGGAUUGCAAAUCUUUCAGAAUUGGAAGUUCUUGCUGUGAAUUCAUUUGCUUGGACAACACUGAAGGAGGGAAUGAUGAAGGUUCCAUUGAUGUUACGUGGGGUGAUGAGAACUGGGUUGGGGGGGAUUUGGGUUUACGUUUAAUAGCAACAGCAGUCACUGCUGUACUCUCACUGGCUCUAUUAGCAUUCCUCUUUUAUCGGUUAAAGAGACGCCGUGUGCGGAAUCAUUCAGCUUGUCAUGAAUUGGAAGGAGAUACAAUUCCCUCGAGUAGUAUAGCGAGUUUUGAUCAUGGAGAUCUGACUAGUAGUACUGGACAUCUCAGCAGACAACCUCAACCCUUAAUGAAUCUUGGAGAAAAUCAAUCUUCAAUUUACAUGAUGUGGAAGCUACCUAAUUCUUCCGUCACAGAUAACCCACCGCCCUAUUCUGAAAAUCCAUCCAAUCGUCUAGUUAUCGAAGAAAGUGAAAACAGCCGCGAAACCACAAGUCUUUUAGUUGUUCCAUCCGCUCCGUCAAAUGAUUUAGUCGAAACACCUAUGAGUCACACGUUGAUGUUACGACGGAGCAACGAUACUUUGGAUUCUAGCGAUUUUUUGGACGCGGGAACACCUCCUCCUAGUUACGCAGAAGUUCUUGCUUGUAUUUCAACUCCAGCUAUGAAUGAGAUAGAAGGGGGGGCCUCCUCAGUCAGGGAAGACGACGACGAACUUCCUUCUGCUCAAUGGAGGAAUAGUUUGAACUUGCCGAGAGAACGUUCUCCAGCCGAAGUUGCCAUUCAACGUUUCAGCCUACAACUUGCCCUCGAUUGCUCAGACACAAGCAGCUGCACGAGCAGUUCAAGUCACGCCCAACCUGGGACUUUGAGCACUUCCUCCUCUUCUUCUGCCGCGUCGAUUGCCCAUCUGGGCUCCAAUUGAUUAUGUGUACUUAUUCUUAAGCAGAAUCAAGUAUCUACCUAAAGCAGAAUCUAGUAAAAGAAAUCAGCUACUUCAGUCUAGAAGAUCUCGUUUGACUGUUCGAUGUAUUGAUUCUGCUCUCGUUGUGUUGUCACCUUUUACUCGCUUUUCUCUUUUUCACGCGACUAUGUGGGGCUUCUCCAUGUAUUUUCAUUUCAAAAAGCCUUCACAUAGUUAAUUCGUUGUCAUCUAGGUUAUUUUUGAAAACCUUUGACAAAUUUCCUCCAUGAUGUGUUUUUCGACGGUAUUUCCCCCCCAAUCAUUUUGAAUUGUAUUCAUUACAACGUUUCUAUUAUGUAAAACUAUGUGCUUAGACAAAAGGCUUCGAAAAUCACGAGUCAUCUAUUGAUGGGCACAUACGUCAUUAAUAUUAUAAUCCACAUAUAGGCAGUCCUGUCGCGGUGACGGUAGGUUGCUUUGAAUGUGUUUAUUGUAGGGCAAAUUUCUCUAUAUAAUUACGCCCCUCAUUUCAAUUUUUUGUAAACGGUAGCGUAUUAUCUACAGCCGACCACUUUCGAACAAAGAAAUAAAUUGAGUUCAAGCAUG